UGGCCGGCCGGCUGCGAGGCAGUUAGCUAGCUUAGACGCCAUGGACAUCGUCGUCGGCGUCCUGCUCAUACUGGGCCUCAUGCCGAUGCCGUUCGAGGUCAUCAUGGCCGCCGCCGACGAUGGUGGCGGCGUGUUCUGCGACAACCUCAAGUUCGUGUCCGCAACCCUCCCCAACAAAACCUCCUCCUCCCCGCACCACUACGCCACCGCCGCCGCCGGCCAAGCCCCCGACGUGGUCUACGUCCUCGCGCUCUGCCGCGGCGACCUCAACGACACAGCUUGCGGCGAAUCCGUCGCCUACACGUUCGCGAGACUGAUCAACGAGUCGUGCGUCGCCAACUACACGGCCGGGGCUUACUACGGCGACUGCACCGGCGUCUACUCCUUCCAGAACUUUCUCGAUCCUUCCGACGCCACAGAAGACGAGGAGCCCUUCGAGAGGUGGAACGUCAACAACAUCACCGGCGACGGCGAGAACGUGCGGUUCAUCGCCGGCCUCAUCCAACAGCUUCUGUCGGAAACGGUGGAGAGGGCGGCCGGCGCCGCGGGGCGGUUUGCGACGGGCGUCGUGGACACCGGCAGGACGUUCCCGCUGGUGUACUCGCUGGCGCAAUGCACGCCGGACCUGUCCGCCGGCGACUGCCUGGCGUGCCUCCGCCGCCUCACCGGCAUGAUCAACUCCACCAUGGCCGUGCGCAUGGGUGCGCAGAUACAUGUCACACGGUGCUACUUCAGGUAUGAGGCGUACGUGUUCUACGACAGCAAGCCUAUGCUGCAUCUCACCGGCGCGCCGGCUCCGGCCAUCCCCAAAAGGCAUAAGAGCAAGCUCUGGGUAAUUCCCAUUGUCAUAAUUCCUGUGGUGGCAUUUUUCUGCUUCAUUGUUUACUGCGGCUGGCGGAGGGGGCACAGAAAAGGUAUAAUGGGAUUACAAGCAAGGAGAACUGAUAACUUGCAGGGAGAGGAAGAAUUAGUUUGGGACCUAGAAGGAAAAAAUCCAGAGUUUUCAGUAUUUGAGUUUGAUCAGGUACUGGAGGCUACAAGUAAUUUUUCUGAAGUAAACAAGCUUGGAGAAGGUGGCUUUGGCGCCGUGUACAAGGGCCAUUUUCCUGAUGGAAUAGAGAUAGCAGUCAAGAGACUUGCUUCACAUUCAGGACAAGGUUUCAUAGAGUUCAAAAAUGAAGUCCAGCUCAUAGCCAAACUACAGCACAGGAAUUUGGUUAGGCUCUUGGGGUGUUGCUCUCAUGAAGAGGAGAAAAUUUUGGUCUAUGAAUUCUUGCCAAACAAAAGCUUGGACUUAUUUAUCUUUGAUGAAAAUAAAAGAGCUUUGCUGGAUUGGUACAAACGUCUAGAAAUAAUUGAAGGAAUAGCACAUGGACUUCUUUACCUACAUAAGCACUCCCGAUUGAGUGUCAUACAUCGAGAUCUUAAACCGAGUAACAUUCUCUUGGAUAGCGAAAUGAACCCUAAAAUUUCAGACUUUGGGUUAGCAAGAAUAUUUAGCUCAAAUAACACAGAAGGAAACACAACAAGAAGAGUGGUUGGUACAUACGGCUACAUGGCUCCGGAGUAUGCUUCUGUGGGCCUCUUCUCUAUCAAAUCCGACGUAUUCAGCUUUGGUGUUCUAUUUCUUGAGAUUAUCAGUGGAAAAAAGAAUUCUGGUUCCCAUCAUAGUGGAGACUUUAUCAAUCUCCUUGGAUUUGCAUGGUCACUAUGGGGAGAGGGAAGAUGGCUUGAACUCAUCGAUGAAUCAUUAGUUUCCAAAUAUCCUCCUGCAGAAAAUGAAAUCAUGAGGUGCAUUAACAUAGCAUUGCUGUGUGUACAAGAGAAUGCAGCUGAUCGACCAACCAUGUCAGAUGUUGUUGCAAUGCUAAGCAGCAAGACGAUGGUCCUGGCUGAACCUAAGCACCCGGGAUAUUUCAAUGUGAGAGUGGCAAAUGAAGAGCAAUCUGUUCUUACUGAGCCAUGUAGUGUUAAUGAUAUGACCAUAUCUGCCAUAAGUGCUAGAUAGUUUAUUCUUCAUGUGUCAUGUGGCUUUCGUUGAUCCAAUGUACGUAGUAUUUGAAGAUAUCAUAACAGAAUUAUAAUGCUGUGGUAUUUCAGGUGUCGGAGUAUGUACUCCCCAAAGAGUGAUCCUAGAUUUUUGUAUACAAACAAAUGGCUUUUGUAUUUAUUUGGUGGGUAGCAAAUCAAUACCAUAACUAUCGUUGGUGCCAAUUUUGAAAACAAA
Messenger RNA from Oryza sativa Japonica Group (Japanese rice), 2227 nucleotides. Its product is annotated as cysteine-rich receptor-like protein kinase 4. Gene Ontology annotation, biological process: protein phosphorylation. NCBI's taxonomy places the organism in Eukaryota, Viridiplantae, Streptophyta, Magnoliopsida, Poales, Poaceae. Gene Ontology annotation, molecular function: ATP binding; protein serine/threonine kinase activity. The record is from RefSeq and is a predicted model, not a curated record. Gene Ontology annotation, cellular component: plasma membrane.